UCUCACACAUUGUUUCUUGAUACAUACAGACAGAAAUAUCUCUUAUUAAAAUUCAGGAGUUAAGUAAUCUGUACCCAGUUCCAGUGAUUUGAUUUUUGUGUUCAAACAUCGGUAUAUACGAGAUGGAUCUUGGUUGUUUAGACAUGGGUUGUCUUGAAAAGCUCAAGAAUCAUCAAUCUUCAGUUGAUUCUACUGACUCUCCUCGCUCUUCUUCUUCUAAAUCUGGAAAGAAAAGAACAGUUAGAGAUAGCCAUCCAAGCUUGAGCGGUCUCAGCAAAGUUACAUCACAGAUUAAAAAACCUUCCCGCCGUAAAGUUUCACCCAUCAACUGGUUCCCACGCACGAAGGUUGAAUCGUACUUAAAAAGGAAAAUAAAAAUGCUCCAGGAUGUAGAUGGGAUGAGAUCCACUCUUGAUGAAACACUGGGGGAUUCAAAUCCCCAUUAUUCAAGAGUUUUGAGAGAAAAAAUUGCAGUAAGAGAGGCUGCGAAAAAGGCAUUGGAGGCUCGAAAGGCUGCGUUGGUUGAGGCUUCUUGGUGCCGCAUACUUAAAGCAUCCAGGAUUGAAACCAAAGAAGCUGAAACUAUGCUGCUCAAAGCAGAAAAUACUGCAGCUGAAGCAUUUGAAGCUGCAAAGGCUAUUGGUGUGAUCAUGUACGACAUACCAGAUUAUUCUCAAAAACAUUAUCAAAUAGAAACAUUGAAUGUAAAUGGAGGGGACUCUACCAGACAUACUGUUAGGACAUCUUUUGAAACUGCAUUUGAGGUGGAUAAACAAGUAGCUGCAGCUGUUAAAGCUGCAUUUAUUAAUCUUGCAAAUUGCACAUCUAAAGAUGAAAUCAAGGAGAUGUUGCGAACAAUUAGUCAUAAUCCAGAUACAGAUGACAGUAAUCUUGAAGGGUUAUCUUCAGAAUGUGAAUCUGAUACUGGGUCUGAAUUUGAAUCAGCAUCGGUCGAUGCUAAUAUUUGCUCUCAAGAUGUUGAUGCCGUAGCAUUGGUUGGCAAGGCAAGACAACGAAAAUACAAGAGGCAGUUCCCAGAAAAACAUCACAAGGCAAAGCUUGUCGACAUGAUGCUAGAGAGAAUUAAAUGCCUAAAAGAUGAUGAACUUGCAUCUUUAGCCACUAUUGUUGCAACUUGCGGAUUGAGCGCUGUUCUUGCCAAAGCGGAGAACAUCGACCAGCAUAACUUAGGUGCUGCUUCUGAUCAUGCACCAGCUGCCAAUCUUCCCAGGAGAGUGUCUUCCUUUGGGGCAGGAAGAACAAGGACAUAUCAUACUGAUGUGCAGCUGCAUAAUCAAGUUGAGACUGAAAUUCCAAGCCUAGACAAAUUUUUGGUUAAGCGUUUGACCAGACUUGAAAGAGAGGUACAAGAAGCCAAGAACUCCAAAAUCAACAAGCUGGGUGAAGAAGGGUAUAGAGAAGAACAGGAGAAACCAGAUCAUGAAAAGGUCUGUUCCAGUGGUAGUAUAUUAACUGCCGACUUGGGUAGUAUUCUUGUAAAACACAAGUCUAAACUUGAGAAGGAAGUUGAAGAGGCAAAGAAGAACUCUGGGAAGAUGUUUGUUAAGGAUCCUAUGAUUGCAAAAGGGAGUAAUAAUUCAUCCGAGGUUGUUCCAGACCUUGGAAGUGUUUUGAACAAAAAACAUGUCUCAAAGCUUAAGAAAGAGAUUGAAGAGGCCAAAAGGGAAAUGGGUAAACUAUAUGAGCCAAAUGGCAAGAAAGCCGCAAGAGAGCAAAAUUGGUCUUUUGGCCAGACACAACAAGAUGUUUCAGAAUUUCCAAGCUUGGAUAAGACUAUGGUGAAACACAUGUCAAGACUUGAAAGAGAAGUCCAAGAAGCAAGAUUUGAAAGAAAAAGGGAGGCAGAUGAAAAAGAUAAGGGUACUGGUACUGGUAAUAAUUCAGCUGUGGUUGUUCCUGACCUUGAAAGUAUGCUAACAAGAAAGCAUGUCUCAAAGUUUAAGAAGGAGAUUGAAGAGGCCAAAAGGGAAAAUGGUAAACUAUAUGAAUCGAAUGGCAAGAAAACUGAAAGAAAGCAAAAUUGGGCAUCUGGCCAGACCCAAAAAGAUGGGUCAGAAUUUCCAAGCUUAGAAAAGGCUCUGGUCAAGCGCAUGUCAAGACUUGAAAGAGAAGUCCUGGAAGCAAGAAACGGAAAGAAAAAGAAGCCUUCAAUCGCAGAUUCUGUGGAGAAUUCAACAUGUUCUCUUGGAGGCCAAGUGGGGAAAGAAAAUAUUGAUCUAAAUCAGGAACUCGAAACAACACAAAAUGGAAUUUCUAUAGAUUUUUCAGUUGAGACGUCAAUUCCCAAUGAACAAUCAAUAUUGGAAGCUGCAGAAGCUCUAUCGCUUGAUCACAAAGGACUAGAAUCUAGCAACGGAUGUGAAAGUAGCCUUGACAAGAUUGUGGUUAAACCACCAGUUCAUCGGGUGCAAAAGGAAAAAACGAAAGCAUUUCCUGUGGAAGCUGAUCAAGGAAGCAAUGUCGCAGAUUGUGAAAGCUUGGAUAAAGUUUUAAUAAAACAUGUGUCCAGGCUUGAGAAAGAGAAAUUGGAGUAUGGUAAAAAGCAAGAAGUAACUAAUAUAAAGAAAAAUAGGGAAACUAAAAAAGAGUUGGAAAGCAGCGAAGGAAGCUUGGAUCAAAUAUUGAUUAAACCCAAGUCCAGGCUCGAGAGGGAAAAGAUAAGUGCUGCUCAGCAAUCAGACAGCCAGAUACUGCAUUCAGCAACUCGCCGCCAGGCAAGGGAGAAAGAAAUGCAGCAAGCAUGGGGAGGGCUAAGCUUAGGAAAUUCCAUACUCCCCCGUCAAUCUCGGCUUCAACGUGAUAAGGCUGCUUGGCAAAAAGCUGAGGAAGAGGAAAGGAUGAGAGCUACAGAGCAUGUGUGACAUCUUUAUUAAACAUGCUUCCACAGUGGUUUCAGAAAGGAGGUUUCAUAUUGCUUAGCAGUUGUUAUAUUACAUAGCUUAUGUUUGAUAUUUAUUCAGUAGUUCUACAAAAACAUAUACAAGCUUUCUCAUGCUUGAAUUGUAAAAUACUGUACUUUUCUUUUAUAGAGCAACUGAAUAUAGCAGCAGUUCAUUUUA
Molecule: messenger RNA, 3080 nt
Organism: Daucus carota subsp. sativus
Lineage: Eukaryota; Viridiplantae; Streptophyta; Magnoliopsida; Apiales; Apiaceae
Exons: 4
Coding region: 123-2882 (919 amino acids)
Source: RefSeq, a predicted model, not a curated record